AUGGCAGACGAGAGUAAAAGUUUAUUGGCCCAGCAAGGAAUUCAGAAAGGGCUGCGCGCAGAAAAGCCAAAGGGGAUGGAAGACGAUGAUUGGCAAGAUCUGCAGGAACGGGCAGCCGAGACGAUUUGGUUGUGCCUUGCAGAUGAAGUUAUGUAUCACAAGAGGUUAUACGGGAUGAAGAUGCAGGAGGGGACCAAUUUAGGGCAACAUGUGAAUAUCUUCAAUCAGGUUGUCACGGAUUUGGCUUCACUUGAAGUCAAGAUUGAAGAUGAAGACAAGGCGAUGAUUUUACUGUGUUCGUUACCACCUUCUUACGAACAUAUGGUGACUACCCUUACAUAUGGGAAAGAAACGAUCAAGACUGAAGAGAUUACUUCAGCGUUGUUGGCUCACAACCAGCGGAAACAGAAAUCUGAAGAGUCAUCUUCUCAAAGUGACAAUUUAUAUGUGAAGGGUAACCAUGAUCGUGGAAGAAAACAGGUGCGGGAUAAUUCAGGAAAUCGGAAUUUCAUAUCCAAGUCGCGAGACGAAUCGAAAGGGAAGAAAACUGUGACGUGUUAUAAGUGCAAGGAACAAGGGCACUUCAAACGGGAUUGCCCAAAGUGGAAGAAACAGACUGCUGAUAUGUCAUCCAAGUCUGCGAAUGUGGUACAAAAUGAGGAAUCCGAUUGCAGUGAUGGAGAUAUGUUAUGUAUUUCGACUACGCAGUAUGAUGAUGCCUGGAUUCUCAAUUCUGGAUGUUCAUAUUAUAUAACGCCUAACAGAGAGUGUUUUGCUACUUAUAAACCAGACAACUCAGGUUCUGUUUUUCUUGGUGAUGAUAGAUGCUGCGAUAUUGUCGGUAUUGGAGAUGUCAAAAUCAGGAUAAAUGGUUUCAUUCCCAAGGCUGAUGAGGAUAGGGAAACCAUUAAGAUUGUGAAGGGUGGUUUGACUGUGAUGAAGGGGAGGAUCACUACAGGGAACAUUUACAAACUGUUGGGAAUUCUUGAUAAGGGGGAGAGUUCGAGUUCUGCACCUGAUGAUGUUGAUCAUGAUGUUUCUGGCCCAACUGAUGUGCCAGAGAGCUACAAGUUAGCUCGGGAUAGAGUGAGGCGUACCAAUAUACAAGCUCCGAUUGGCUACAAGCGUUGUGAGUUUGAUUGCUGUGUUUACACUAAGAGCCUUGGUGAUGGUUCUAUGAUUUUUCUGUUACUUUAUGUUGAUGACAUGCUUAUUGCUGCCAAGAAUAUGCGUGAUAUUGUUGAUCUGAAAAGCCUUUUGAGUCAGGAAUUUGAGAUGAAGGAUUUGGGGGCUGCGAAGAAGAUUUUUAGGAUGGAGAUUCACAGGGACAGAGGAUCGAAGAAGCUGUGGUUAUCUCAGAAGGGUUAUGUGGAGAAGUGCCCCAAGUCGGACAAGGAGACUCAGGAUAUGGUAGAGAUACCAUAUGCCAGUGCUGUUGGAUGUCUGAUGUAUGCCAUGACGAGAGUAAAAGAUUUAUUGGCGCAACAAGGAAUUCAAAAAGGGCUGCGUGCAGAAAAGCCAAAGGGGAUGGAAGACGAUGAUUGGCAAGAUCUGCAGGAACGGGCGGCCGAGACGAUUCGGUUGUGCCUUGCAGAUGAAGUUAUGUAUCACACUGAGGAGAUUACGUCAGCGUUGUUGGCUCACAACCAGCGAAAACAGAAAUCUGGAGAGUCAUCUUCUCAAAGUAACAGUUUAUAUGUAAAGGGUAACCAUGAUCGUGGAAGAAAACAGGUGCGGGAUAAUUCAGGAAAUCGGAAUUUCAUAUCCAAGUCGCGAGACAAAUCGAAAGGGAGGAAAACUGUGACGUGUUAUAAGUGCAAGGAACAAGGGCACUUCAAACGGGAUUGCCCAAAGUGGAAGAAACAGACUGCUGAUAUGUCAUUCAAGUCUGUGAAUGUGGUACAAAAUGAGGAAUCUGAUUGCAGUGAUGGAUAUAUGUUAUCUAUUUCGACUACGCAGUAUGAUGAUGACUAG
Molecule: messenger RNA, 1974 nt
Organism: Striga hermonthica
Lineage: Eukaryota; Viridiplantae; Streptophyta; Magnoliopsida; Lamiales; Orobanchaceae
Source: the annotation of a GenBank genome assembly